Molecule: messenger RNA, 882 nt
Organism: Nematolebias whitei (Rio pearlfish)
Lineage: Eukaryota; Metazoa; Chordata; Actinopteri; Cyprinodontiformes; Rivulidae
Gene: rbp4l
Product: retinol binding protein 4, like
Exons: 5
Coding region: 68-658 (196 amino acids)
Molecular function (GO): retinol transmembrane transporter activity; retinoid binding
Source: RefSeq, a predicted model, not a curated record
AAUGUGGUGAAGGAGCACAUCCAGAACUUUGAUUCUAAUCGCUGCUGCUGCUUUAACUCAAAAAAGAAUGGGAUCCUCUAAGCUGGUCCUGCUGCUGGUCUUUGUCUCCUGUGUGGAGCUCUCUCUGUCGGCCUCCUGCAUCGUCGACAGCUUCUCAGUCAAAGAAGACUUCGACCCCAAGAGGUAUGCAGGGAAGUGGUAUGCACUGCAGAAGAAAGACCCAGAGGGCCUGUUCCUGCAGGACAACAUCUCAGCUGAGUACACCAUCGAUGACGACGGCUCCAUGAUCGCCUCCUCCAGGGGACGGGUCACUCUGUUUGGCUUCUGGGUUGUGUGCGCAGACAUGGCUGCUCAGUAUUCCGUUCCUGACCCUGGCAUGCCUGGAAAGAUGUUCAUGAACUACCAGGGUCUGGCCAGCUACCUCUCCAGUGGAGGGGACAACUACUGGAUAAUCGACACCGACUAUGACAACUAUGCCAUCACGUACGCCUGCCGCACCCUGAAAGAUGAUGGCAGCUGUGACGACGGCUACGCUCUCGUGUUCUCCAGGAACCCCCGGGGCCUCCCCCCUGCAAUCCAGCGCGUUGUCCGUCAGAAACAGGAGGAGAUCUGCAUGGCGGGACAGUUUCAGCCCGUCCUGCAGUCAGGAGCCUGCUGAACAGUAAAGCAGGGAUGCGUGCCAGAAAGCUGCAGUCUGAAGUAUUUAACAAGAAGGAGAGUCAAAGUUUGCAUGUGUGAGAGAAAAUCUGUGUGAAAGAAUGACUGGAAAAUGAAAACCAAGUAAGUGGAUUCAAAAUCCACCCUUUUUUUUCUUGUUCUCUUCAUCAUCAUUCACUCAUCCUUGUAUCUUACUUGUUACGUUACUGGGCAGUGGAGUUUUGU